Molecule: messenger RNA, 1847 nt
Organism: Delphinapterus leucas (beluga whale)
Lineage: Eukaryota; Metazoa; Chordata; Mammalia; Artiodactyla; Monodontidae
Gene: MDFI
Product: MyoD family inhibitor
Cellular component (GO): nucleus
Molecular function (GO): transcription factor binding
Source: RefSeq, a predicted model, not a curated record
GACUGAGAAGCAGGGGGGAGGCGGGGCGGGUUAGUGGUGUAGGGCUAGGGUCUGUGGUUAGGGAGGGGGCCCCACAUUCAGGAGAGGACGGAGAGCGACGGUGGGGACUGCCCUGGGGACCAUGUCCACCACCCCGCCCCCUUACGCCCUUCCACUUCCAGUCUUGGCGGCGGAUGAGGCCAAGCUCGCGGACCCAGGUAAGCUGGUCAGAAUGCUGCAGUCGCCAAGCCCCGCGGGCACGUCCCAGUGACUCAGCCCUUGCCGGGAAGGGGGAGUCCGCCCCGCUCCCCAGAAUUUCCAUACAACAGACUGAUCCGGGCUGGCUCCCGGAGUUCCAGGCCGAGCCCCGCACCAGGCUGCGCGGCCGCGGGAGCCGGACCCCUUCCUCCCGGCCCGGGGGCCCCCCACUUCCGGCCGAAGCCACCUGGCCUCAUCGCGGGGACGCGGCCUCGGGUGGCGAAAGCCCUGGGGACCGCAGCGGUCCUGGCCUCGACGGCGCCGCGAGGACCUUUGAGCGUCGUCCCGGGCCGAUGUCCCAGGUGAGUGGCCAGCGCCCCCCUCACUGCGACGCGCCCCAUGGAGCCCCCAGCGCAGCCCCCGGCCCAGCCCAGACCCUAUCCCUCCUGCCUGGGCUGGAGGUAGUGACAGGAUCUGCUCAACCUGCGGAGUCAGCGCUAGAGGAGGGCUCCCUGGAGGAGGUGGCACCCUUCAUGCCCCAAAGCAAUGGUCCUGGGGCCUCCCAGGCCCUGGACAGCACUGACCUCGACAUCCCCACAGAAGCUGUGACACGCCAGCCUCAGGGGAACCCCUUGGGCUGCACCCCACUAGUGGCGAAUGGCUCUGGCCACCCCUCGGAGCUGGGCGGCACCAGGCGGACAGGGAACGGUGCCCUGGGUGGCCCCAAGGCCCACCGGAAGUUGCAGACACACCCAUCUCUAGCCAGCCAAGGCAGCAAGAAAAGCAAGGGCAGCACCAAGUCUGCUGCCUCCCAGAUCCCUCUCCAGGCGCAGGAAGCCCCUGGCCGUCUCGCCUGCAGACUGCUGCGUCCACUGCAUCCUGUCCUGCCUGUUCUGCGAGUUCCUGACGCUGUGCAACAUCGUCCUGGACUGCGCCACGUGCGGCUCCUGCAGCUCCGAGGACUCGUGCCUCUGCUGCUGCUGCUGCGGCUCCGGCGAGUGUGCCGACUGCGACCUGCCCUGCGACCUGGACUGCGGCAUCCUGGACGCCUGCUGCGAGUCGGCCGACUGCCUGGAGAUCUGCAUGGAGUGCUGUGGGCUUUGCUUCUCCUCCUGACCCGCGGUGUCCCCGGCUGUCACACGAGGCUGGACCGCCCCCUCCCCCGGGCCUCUCCCACCCUCCCCGAGCCCUCUCGGAACCCCAGCCCGGUGAGAGUGCGGUGCCGGUCCUCCUUGCUGGUUUCCCUGGACAACAGCACCUAAGACCUGGGGGGAGGGGGGACCGUUCCUGGCUCAGCUGCCAGGGCUGCAGAACACUGUGAAAGUUGGGGGAGGCGGCCGGGACAUGGGGGAGGCUGGGGUGCUGGGGCUGUGCGCUUUUCUACCUCUCACUGCCCCUGUGCCUGCCUCCCCCCUCCCCUGCCCCCAGGCUUAGAGGACAACAAAAUGUGAAAAGAGACACCCCACCUGACCUCAGCCAAGCCCCUCCCCGGUCUAGCCUCCUGUGGGGCCUGACCCACACAGUGACCCCAGAGGGCAGGGCUGGGCUUGGGCCCAGGGUGGGGUGGGAGCGGGCAAAGGUAUAGAAAAGACUGGAAGGGGAGAGGGAGGGAAUGGAGGGAAGGUCUGUUCUAUUUGUUGCUGUAAAUAAAGAUAUGGGUCCGUCUCACA